Molecule: messenger RNA, 2852 nt
Organism: Tupaia belangeri chinensis (Chinese tree shrew)
Lineage: Eukaryota; Metazoa; Chordata; Mammalia; Scandentia; Tupaiidae
Gene: RAD54L
Product: RAD54 like
Exons: 18
Coding region: 503-2833 (776 amino acids)
Biological process (GO): reciprocal meiotic recombination; double-strand break repair via synthesis-dependent strand annealing
Cellular component (GO): nucleus
Molecular function (GO): DNA translocase activity; ATP binding
Source: RefSeq, a predicted model, not a curated record
UGUUAACGCGCGCUUUGGGAAGGGGAAGGUGACGGGGACCCCUCGGCCCUGAGUCCUUCUCUGCCGCUCUCUUCGGCCACUCCUGGAGUUCCCCGCCCAUCUCGGGUCUUUCACUGGGCCAUCCUGGGUCCCUGCUCGGCCUCGUGCAGUCCGGGCGUGGCAUCCGCACGCCAGCCCCGGGAAAUCUCUCUUCUCGGGGUUCGGACUUUACUUACCCCCAUCUUCUCUGUCCUGGCCUGUGUUCACCCCUGUCUCCCGCAACUCACUCCUUCACUCCGACUCCGACCUUUAUCACGUCUCCUUUCGGUCUUGGAUUCCCCCUACCUCCUGUCCCCAUCCCAGACUUCCACCUCAUCUCUGCAUGGACGCUUCGUCUUCUACCGAGUCUCCCGAGCGCCUCGGCUAGCGGGCGACCCACUCAGGUCCUGCAUUCUCAACUGCUGGGUACUCCCUUUGACCUCUGGCUGAUGGGUACUUGACAUUUUAGGUUCCUGAGCCCAGGAUGAGGAGGAGCUUAGCUCCCAGCCAGCUGGCUAAGAGAAAACCGGGAGGCAGCUGCUCUGAUGAUGAAGACUGGCAGCCUGGGGCAGUGACUCCUAAGAAACGGAAAUCCAGAAGUGAGACCCAGAUCCAGGAAUGUUUCCUGUCUCCUUUUCGGAAACCUUUGACUCAGCUAACCAAUCGACCACCCUGUCUAGACAGCAGUCAGCAUGAAGCAUUCAUUCGAAGCAUUUUGUCAAAGCCUUUCAAAGUCCCCAUUCCAAAUUAUCAAGGUCCUCUGGGAUCUCGGGCACUGGGCCUGAAAAGGGCUGGGGUCCGCCGGGCCCUCCAUGACCCUCUGGAAGAAGGUGCCUUGGUUCUGUACGAGCCUCCCCCGCUGAGUGCCCAUGAUCAGCUGAAGCUUGACAAGGAAAAGCUCCCUGUCCAUGUGGUCGUCGAUCCUAUUCUCAGUAAGGUUCUGCGGCCUCAUCAGAGAGAGGGGGUGAAGUUCCUGUGGGAGUGUGUCACCAGUCGGCGCAUCCCUGGCAGCCACGGCUGCAUCAUGGCUGAUGAGAUGGGCCUGGGGAAGACGCUGCAGUGCAUCACGUUGAUGUGGACGCUUCUGCGCCAGAGUCCAGAGUGCAAGCCAGAAAUCGACAAGGCAGUGGUGGUGUCGCCCUCCAGCCUGGUGAAGAACUGGUACAAUGAAGUUGGGAAAUGGCUCGGAGGGAGAAUCCAACCUCUGGCCAUUGAUGGAGGAUCUAAGGAUGAGAUAGACCAAAAACUGGAAGGAUUCAUGAACCAGCGUGGAGCCCGCGUGCCUUCUCCCAUCCUCAUCAUUUCCUAUGAGACCUUCCGCCUUCAUGUGGGAGUCCUCCAGAAAGGAAGUGUUGGCUUGGUCAUUUGUGACGAGGGGCACAGACUCAAGAACUCUGAGAAUCAGACUUACCAGGCCCUGGACAGCUUAAACACCAGCCGGCGGGUGCUCAUCUCUGGGACCCCCAUCCAGAACGAUCUGCUCGAGUAUUUCAGCUUGGUGCACUUUGUUAAUUCAGGCAUCCUAGGGACUGCCCAGGAGUUCAAGAAACAUUUUGAGUUGCCGAUUUUAAAGGGUCGAGAUGCAGCUGCCAGUGAGGCAGAGAGGCAGCUGGGAGAGGAGCGGCUGCGGGAGCUCACCAGCAUCGUGAAUCGGUGCCUGAUACGGAGAACAUCUGAUAUCCUUUCUAAAUAUCUGCCUGUGAAGAUUGAGCAGGUGGUUUGUUGCAGGCUAACAUCCCUGCAGACUGAGUUAUACAAGAGGUUUCUGAGACAGGCCAAGCCGGCAGAAGAGUUACGUGAGGGCAAGAUGAGUGUGUCUUCCCUUUCUUCUAUCACCUCGCUAAAGAAGCUUUGUAAUCAUCCAGCUCUAAUCUAUGACAAGUGUGUGGAAGAAGAGAAUGGUUUUGAGGGUGCCUUAAACAUUUUCCCCCCUGGUUAUAGCUCUAAGGCUCUAGAGCCCCAGCUGUCAGGUAAGAUGCUGGUCCUUGAUUACAUUCUGGCAGUGACCCGAAGCUGCAGCAGCGACAAAGUAGUGCUGGUGUCCAAUUACACCCAGACACUAGAUCUCUUUGAGAAGCUCUGCCGUGCCCGAAGGUACUUGUAUGUCCGUCUGGAUGGCACGAUGUCCAUUAAGAAGCGAGCCAAGGUUGUGGAACGCUUCAAUAGUCCAUCGAGCCCUGACUUUGUCUUCAUGCUGAGCAGCAAAGCUGGGGGCUGUGGCCUCAAUCUCAUUGGGGCUAACCGGCUGGUCAUGUUCGAUCCUGACUGGAACCCAGCCAAUGAUGAGCAAGCCAUGGCCCGGGUCUGGCGUGAUGGUCAAAAGAAGACCUGCUAUAUCUACCGCCUGCUAUCUGCAGGAACCAUUGAGGAGAAGAUCUUCCAGCGUCAGAGCCACAAGAAGGCGCUGAGCAGCUGUGUAGUGGAUGAGGAGCAGAAUGUAGAACGGCACUUCUCUCUGGGCGAGUUGAAGGAGCUGUUUACCCUGGAUGAGGCUAGCCUCAGUGACACACAUGACAGGUGGGUGGAGUACCCCACCAUUAUCUCUGUGCUACCUGCUCAGCAUGGAAAUGCGCCCUGUAGUGACCAGUGCUGUUCCACCCUCAGGUUACGCUGCCGCCGUUGUGUCAACAGCCGCCAAGUCUGGCCACCCCCUGAUGGUUCUGACUGCACUUCAGACUUGGCUCAGUGGAACCAUAGCACUGAUAAGCGGAGCCUCCAAGAUGAGGUUCUCCAGGCUGCCUGGGAUGCUGCUUCCACUGCCAUUUCCUUUGUCUUCCAUCAGCGUUCCCAUGAGGAGCAGCGAGGGCUUCGCUGAUAGGCUGCUGAUCUGGGUG